CUCUGCACCGCCUCCCGGAGCUUGCUGUGCAAACCUUGGCUGCCUAAGCAGGACGCUCGUGCAGGAGAAGGGCGGUGGAGCCAUGCCAUGCAGCUCCGCAAGGACGCCACUGGGCACAGCCCGCUGGCCUUAGUGUCGAUCAUCCUCCCAGUGCACAAUGCUGAACAGUGGUUGGAUGAGUGCUUGGCAUCUGUUUUACAGCAAGACUUUGAAGGCACCAUGGAGCUCUCUGUUUUUAAUGAUGCCAGCAAGGACAAGUCUAGGAUCAUCAUUGAAAAAUGGAAGGGGAAACUGGAAGAUUCUGGCAUCUCUGUAGUCAUUGGAGGCCAUGACUCUCCUUCUCCCAGAGGAGUUGGAUAUUCUAAAAACCAAGCAAUCGCACAGAGCACAGGGUCUUACCUUUGCUUUUUGGAUUCAGAUGAUGUUAUGAUGCCCCAGAGAGUGAGGCUGCAACAUGAAGCUGCUGUUCAGCACCCAACGAGUAUCAUAGGAUGCCAAGUGAAGAGAGACCCCCCAGACUCUACAGAGCGGUACACACGUUGGAUCAACCAGUUGACGUCUGAUCAGCUAUUGACACAGGUGUUCACCUCCCAUGGCCCCACAGUGAUCAUGCCAACGUGGUUCUGCUCUCGGGCCUGGUUUUCCCAUGUGGGCCCAUUUGAUGAAGGAGGACGGGGGGUACCAGAGGACCUGUUGUUCUUCUAUGAGCACCUUAGGAAAGGGGGUGGCGUCUUCCGGGUGGACCACAGCCUGCUCCUCUACCGCUACCACUUGUAUGCAGCCACACAUUCAGUCCUUGAGAUGACCAUCUGGACCCAUCGUGUCCACUUCCUAGAGGAACAAGUCCUACCUCAUUGGAAGUCCUUCACCAUUUGGAAUGCAGGCAAGCAGGGACGUAGGUUAUACCGCAGCCUGACUGCAGCCAGCCGGCGCAAGGUGGUGUCCUUCUGUGAUGUUGAUGAGAACAAGAUCAGGAAGGGUUUCUACUGCCAUGAGGACUCUCAGGAAAGACCCAAGCCGAAGGUCCCCAUCCUGCAUUUCCAAGCUGCCCAGUCGCCCUUUGUCAUCUGUGUGAAGCUGGACCUCACAGGGGGUGAGUUUGAAGACAACUUGAAAUCACUGCGCUUGCAGGAAGGCCGGGACUUUGUUCACUUCAGCUGAGGCUGCCGCCAGGUGAUCCACACGGAAGCUCUGCAGGUUCUGAGCCUUGUCUGCUCUACUUCCCUUACACAGACAACUGUCAGGUGAAGCGUGACCCUAAUUAGUCUUAACAAUAAAAACACGGAGUCAGAUAUUAAGGGUGAAAGCUGAAAGAUAAGAAAAGCAGAGCAGCAACUAGAGACUUCUUACCUCUUAUGCAUCCUCAGGCUAAAUGGGGUUCCUGUCUCUAUGAAUCCUCAGACUGAAUAGGCGCCAAGAUGUGUCUCGACCCACCUUAUAUUCCUGUCUCCAACUCCUUAGUGCUGGGAUCAAAGGCUUGAGCCUCCCAUUUGCUGGGAUUAAAGGUGUGUGCCACCACUGCCUGGAUCUGUUUCUUUUAGACUGGUUCAAUCUCCUGUAGCCCAGGGUAGUCUUGAACUCCUGAUCUUCCUGCUUCCUCCUCCAAGUGCUGGAAUUAAAGGUGUGUGCCACCACUGCCUGGCCUCUAUGGUUAACCAGUGGCUAGCUCCACACUCUGAUCUCCAGGCAAGCUUUAUUUGUCAGAAGACAAAAUAUACAUUUCCCCUCUUUUUGUCUAAAUCAAAAGUAAAGGUUUUAACUAACAUAGAAAAACUAUAUAAUAAGUACAAUAACUAUAUACAAAUAUAUAUCGGCAAUAAUUACAUUAACAAUGUCUACUCCACUAGCAUUGGACAAAUUCAAAGAAAAUACUCUAUUAGUCAUAAUUAUAGUUUUUCUUAGUUAUAAUACAAAGUAAAUUAGAUACAAAACUUUAGACUCACCAAGAUAGAUAAUUAUUUUCUCUAAUUUUGCCAAAUGCAAAUAGAUUAGUGUUACUGUAAUUCUUUUUUUUUUUUUUUUUUUUUUUUUUUUUGGUUUUUCGAGACAGGGUUUCUCUGUGCCACUUUGCACCUUUCCUGGAUCUCGCUGUGUAGACCAGACUGGCCUCAAACUCACAGAGAUCCGCCUGGCUCUGCCUCCCAAGUGCUGGGAUUAAAGGCGUGCGCCACCACCGCCCGGCAAUCUCCUUUUCUUAUGUGAUAUUUUUCACAGCUUGUCCUCCUCAUCGUCAUUCCUCGGUGUUAGACCUUUCUCUGUGCUAGAAUAGCUAACUCUUCUUUGACAGUCCUUGGUGGGUUGGCAGGCUCACCUGGGUUUUCUACACACCACCCUCAGGUCACAGGACUGGGAUCCCUUCCUACCUCACUUGUCCAUUUGAAGAAACUUUACAUGUAUAAAUAACUGCCCCCCAUUUAGCUGCCAUGCAUUUCUCCCCUCGUUUGGUUUCCUAACUGAAACUAUCCUGAGGCCAUUUUUUCUGCUGCUUAAAGUUCACCCACAAAAAACACUGCUUUUAGCUGGGGAUAAUAUGGAGACUCUGGCUGCACUGAGUUACAACAGCUCUCUUUCUUGAAUGGUAGUUACACUGUGGUAGUUUGAAUGUAUUUGGCCCCCCUAAGCUCAUAGAAAGUGGCACUAUUAGGAGUUGUGGCCUUGUUGGAGGAGGCUGGAUGACACAUACCUUUAAUCCAGACCUUGAGGCUGGAGGGCACACCUUUAAUUUGGGCCACACCUUCUGGAAGAAGUGUGUUGAUGUGGGGGAGGGCUUUGAGGUUUCAUAUACUCAGGAUAUCGCCCAGUGAGUUAGUCAACUGCAAGAUGUAGGACACUCGGCUAUUUCUCCAGCACCAUGCCUGCCUGCAUGCUGCCAUGCUCCCUGCCAAAAUGGACUGAACCUCUGAACUGUAAUCAAAUUAAAUGUUUUUUUUGA
Messenger RNA from Peromyscus californicus insignis, 2932 nucleotides. It is a transcript of the gene B3gntl1, whose product is annotated as UDP-GlcNAc:betaGal beta-1,3-N-acetylglucosaminyltransferase like 1. The record is from RefSeq and is a predicted model, not a curated record. The transcript has 12 exons. The coding region runs from base 88 to 1161 and encodes 357 amino acids. Lineage: Eukaryota; Metazoa; Chordata; Mammalia; Rodentia; Cricetidae.